Microthlaspi erraticum is the source of this 588-nucleotide messenger RNA. The record is from the annotation of a GenBank genome assembly. NCBI's taxonomy places the organism in Eukaryota, Viridiplantae, Streptophyta, Magnoliopsida, Brassicales, Brassicaceae.
AUGCAAGCGCCUCGUGAAGAUCAUUGGCACGCUGCAUUACGCGUUGUCCGCUAUAUCAAAGGUACUCCUGGUCAAGGAAUCUUAUUGAGUGCUGACCAUGAUUUCCAAAUCAAUGGUUGGUGCGACUCUGGCUAUUCAAGUUGUCCAAUCACUCGUCGUUCAGUCACAGGUUAUUUCGUUCAACUCGGAGAGUCUCCCAUUUCAUGGAAAACGAAGAAACAAUCCACAGUCAGCAAAUCUUCAGCGGAGGCUGAAUAUAGGGCCAUGGCAUAUCUCAGAGAUGAGUUACUUUGGAUUAAAAACGUUCUCCAAUCUCUUGGUGUCUCACAUGCUCAACCCAUGCGCAUUCAUUGUGAUAGCAAGGCUGCGAUUCACAUAAGUUCCAACCCGGUGUUUCACGAGCGUACGAAGCACAUCGAAAAUGACUGUCAUGCCGUUCGUGAUGAGAUUCAGAGUGGCAACAUGUCGACUCAUCAUGUUCCAUCUGCACAUCAACUGGCGGAUAUCUUUACCAAACCACUUGGUCGACGUGCGUAUGAGUCAUUUCGGGGCAAGUUGGGCAUCCUCGACCUGCAUGCUCCAACUUGA